Molecule: messenger RNA, 541 nt
Organism: Salvelinus namaycush (lake trout)
Lineage: Eukaryota; Metazoa; Chordata; Actinopteri; Salmoniformes; Salmonidae
Product: islet cell autoantigen 1-like
Exons: 5
Biological process (GO): regulation of transport
Cellular component (GO): Golgi apparatus
Molecular function (GO): protein domain specific binding
Source: RefSeq, a predicted model, not a curated record
ACCUGUCUCAGGAGGAGAAUGAGUUGGGGAUGUUUCUGAGGUUCCAGGCAGAACACGACCGCACCAAGGCUGGAAACAUGAUGGACGCAACCAGCAAGGCCCUGUGUGCCUCGGCCAAGCAGAGGCUGGUCCUGUGCCCGCCCUUACACCGGAUGGAGCAGGAGGUGGAGACGUUUCGGCGGCGUGCGAUCGCUGACACGCUCCUGACCGUGACCCGGAUGGAGAAAUCCAGGACGGAAUACCGUGGAGCGCUGCUCUGGAUGAAGGAUGUCUCUCAGGAACUCGACCCGGACACCUGUAAACAUCUGGACAAGUUCCGCAAGGUGCAGUCCCAGGUCAGAGGUUCGAAGGAUCUGUUUGAGAAGCUGAAGAACGAUUUCUGGGAGAGGACAGCCGAUGUGAUGAGUGGGAUUCAUGAGUCUUUUAAAGGCCUUGUCCCCUACCAGUUCACCACUCUCAAGGACCUCCGGGACCCUCUGGAGCAGCUGACAGAUUUAGAGAACCAGGACCAGAACAAAGAGAAGGCCAUACAGAGUAACAG